AUGAAUUAUAAGUCAUUAACUGAUCUGAUUUCUGCAGUAGGUGCAGUAAUAUUGAUGAUGACCAUUAUUACAAUUGAUCACACCGGAAAUUCUCAGGCUCUAGUCCCAGCAAUUAUGACUUUCGGUGACUCAUCUGUGGAUGUUGGAAAUAACAAUUACAUUCACACCAUUUUCAAGGCCAACCACCCUCCUUAUGGCAGAGAUUUCAUCAACCGGAGACCUACUGGAAGAUUCUGCAAUGGAAAACUAGCCACUGACCUCACCGCUGAUACAUUAGGAUUCAAGACAUACCCCAAGGCAUAUCUAAGUCCAGAAGCCUCGGGCAAGAAUCUAUUCAUCGGAGCAAACUUUGCUUCCGCCGGUUCUGGCUACGACGUAAAGACAUCAAAGUUAAGCCAUGCAAUUCCUCUGUCACAACAAUUGGAGUAUUACAAAGAAUACCAAAGUAAAUUGAGAAAGGUGGCGGGUAAUAAAAAGGCAGAAUCGAUAAUAAAAGAUGGAUUAUACCUUGUGAGCUCCGGUAAUAGUGAUUUCGUUCAGAAUUACUAUGUUAAUCCAUUGCUAAAACUCUCUUAUUCUCCACAACAAUAUAGUUCAUAUCUCGUCAACAUAUUCUACAACUUCGUCAAGGAUUUAUAUGGUUUGGGAGCAAGGAAAAUCGGGGUGACUUCUCUACCACCAUUAGGAUGCCUCCCUGUAACCAUAACCUUGUUCGGUCAUCAUGAGGAAACAUGCGUGGAGAGGAUGAACAACGAUGCCCAAGAUUUCAACUCACAGAUGAAGUCGGCUGUCGCCAGUUUGAAGAAAGAACUUCGUGGCCUUAAAAUAGCAGUUUUUGACAUUUACAAGCCUUUAUAUGAUCUGAUUCGCAUUCCAUCCGAUCAUGGUUUUGCUGAAGCUAGGAAAGGUUGUUGCGGGACAGGAACCAUAGAGACGACAUCCUUAUUGUGCCAUCCUAAAUCAGUAGGCACUUGCAGGAAUGCGACGGAGUAUAUUUUCUGGGAUAGUGUUCAUCCUUCUCAGUCUACUAAUCAGAUCCUUGCGGAAUCCUUGAUCGCUGCUGGCAUCGAACUUGUUGGAUGA
This is a messenger RNA of Impatiens glandulifera, 1083 nucleotides long. RefSeq names its product GDSL esterase/lipase APG-like. NCBI's taxonomy places the organism in Eukaryota, Viridiplantae, Streptophyta, Magnoliopsida, Ericales, Balsaminaceae. The transcript has 5 exons. Gene Ontology annotation, molecular function: hydrolase activity, acting on ester bonds. The record is from RefSeq and is a predicted model, not a curated record. Gene Ontology annotation, cellular component: apoplast. The coding region runs from base 1 to 1083 and encodes 360 amino acids.